Messenger RNA from Spizellomyces punctatus DAOM BR117, 834 nucleotides. RefSeq lists its product as uncharacterized. Gene Ontology annotation, molecular function: GDP phosphatase activity; UDP phosphatase activity. Gene Ontology annotation, cellular component: membrane; Golgi apparatus. The transcript is spliced from 4 exons. Gene Ontology annotation, biological process: protein N-linked glycosylation; nucleoside diphosphate catabolic process. The record is from RefSeq and is a predicted model, not a curated record. Bases 1 to 834 code for a protein of 277 amino acids. NCBI's taxonomy places the organism in Eukaryota, Fungi, Chytridiomycota, Chytridiomycetes, Spizellomycetales, Spizellomycetaceae.
AUGGCGUAUACCCCAUCCCCUUCUCUUCCGCACCCUACGGGCCUGGGACGACGAGGCACGGCGAUGCGCGGGGGCGUAGGCCUGCUCAUGAAGUCUCUUCUGGGCUUGCUUGUUCUUGUCGUUAUUGCAUACUGGAUGCUGGAAGAGUCUGUUGUGAAUGUGAAAGACCCUUUUCGAUCUUUGAAGGAGAUGGUGUAUCAUUCAUGCUCACCGCCUGCAGGGCUUCCCGCCAAGCAGUAUGCCUUGGUGAUAGACGCGGGAUCGACGGGCUCGCGGAUCCACGUUUAUAGAUUUAAUCAUUGUGACGGUCCAUCGCUGACCCUCGAGGAUGAAAUCUUUCAACAACUGAAACCAGGACUGAGCUCUCCAAAGUUUGCAACACCUGAAGAGGCUGCAAAUUCAUUGGAUCCGCUAUUGAAGAUCGCGUUGGAAGCGGUACCGGCAAAUGUACAAAAGUGCACUCCUGUCACAGUGAAGGCGACUGCAGGACUGCGAAUGCUCAAGGAUGGGAAAGGCGAGCAGAUAUUAAAGGCCGUCAAAACCAAGCUGCAAACGGAAUACCCAUUUGCGCUGAUCGAGCCUGAUAGUGUUGCUAUCAUGGCGGGGAAAGAUGAAGGAGUAUUUGCGUGGAUAACAGUAAACUAUCUUUUGAAGCGGAUUGGUCAGAAGGAUCGCAAAGAAACAGCGGCAAUCAUGGAUCUGGGCGGUGGAUCUACGCAAAUUGUUUUUGAGCCGCAUCCAUCAACCCCCAUGGAGCCUGGGGACCAUAAAUAUGAAUUGCAAUUUGGCGACCAUAAGUCGAAAGCGACUGAAGCAAGCCGGUGUUGCCGGUAA